AUGAGUUUAAGUACACCUGAUAAAAGGACACUAGAGAAACAAAAGAAGCUUUUGAUAAAGAAAAUAAUGGGCUGGAUAAGGCAAUGCUUUAAUGAUCGCGAAAUUGGAUUUCAUCCUUUCAUAUUAUGUGUUUCAAUAAAGCCAAGCGUUAAUUCAAGAUGUGCAACAAUUCAAAGUUAUCCAAAUUAGGAGUUGUGGAAGAGUUUACAUUAACUCAAAGGUCAAGAAUUACUCUCAUAGAUUAUCUAGGAGGUAUCUGAAAAAACAUUUAAACUUAAAGACAAAUACGAUAAUUCAUUAAUUUAAUAGUUUUUAACCAGAAUACAGAAUAACUUUGAUUUUUGUAAGUUCUAUAAAGAGACUCAAGAAUCAAAUUAUGAUUCGGAGCAUGCUUCAUAAUUGACAGAAUUAAAUUAUAUUAAUUAAAACACAAAAUAAUUCUAGAAAAUUGAUAGUGAAUCUAAAUAACUACUCAAAUAAAUUGAAUUAUGUAAUACAAAAUAAGGUUCAAUAAUUUCUAUUGAAAAGCAACAUUAUCAUAAGCUCUCCUAACUGUAUGAAAAAAUAUGCUCGGUGCCAGAAGAAAAUUAUUCUAUCGAGAUGAAAAAGUUCAGAAAUUAAUUAUCCUUGCUUUUAGAAUCUACUGAAAGCCCAUAAAAGAAGCAAGUGUGUAUUAAAAAUGAGUUUUAAACUGAGAAGGUAGACAUGUCUAUUUAAAAUACUGAAAUAUAGAAGGAUGAAUAACAACAUCAUCUAUUAUAAGAUAUAAAAUAAGAAGUUCUAUCAAUAAUGCCCGAAAUUGUAUUAUUCCUCCCAAGUGAAUAAAAUAUUAAAAGAGUCAAUAAAAAUGAACUAAAUUAAAUUGAGGAAGACUUCUUUAAAGAAUUGUACUUUUUCAAGGCUCUUGAUUCUGGAACUUUAACGUCUUACAAUAUCACCUUUUUGUGGAAACAUUAUUUCUAACCAAUGUUAGAAUAAGUAUAUCACUAACAGCAAUAAAUAAAAACUGAAUGA
Paramecium tetraurelia is the source of this 1014-nucleotide messenger RNA. RefSeq lists its product as uncharacterized. The record is from RefSeq and is a predicted model, not a curated record. Lineage: Eukaryota; Ciliophora; Oligohymenophorea; Peniculida; Parameciidae. The transcript has a single exon.